AUGAAUCCCCAGCUCUCUUCAUCCUUGCUCCUUCUCGAUGGGGUGAUUAUGCAAAAUGUCAAAGGAGCCAUUAACUCCCUUGCUGCUGAUCUGAAUUGCAUUGGUGGUGAUGCUAACUGCCAAAAGCAGAAACAGAGCAAUGUUGAAGCUGGUACAUGGAGCCAAGUGGCCAACCAUAACAAAGAGAAAGCAGUUAUUGAAACCACAAUCAUUGAUAUGCCAAUUGUGGAGAUAGUACCAACCAAGGUCCCAUUCACCCCUCAGAUUGCUGAAUGCUCUACUCCAAAGACUCCCCCCACCUCUGCACAUCUAGCUAAUGAGACAUUGGAUACCACACAGCUGGUAGACAAUUUGGUAACCUUUAUAAACACUAUUGCUUCUCCAUUUACUGAUUGUAAUGCCUUGUUUCCCUCUUCCAAUAAAUUUCUGGGCUAAAAAUGGAAGAAGAUCAGUUAAUUGUUGAAAUUUCUCCCCAUUAGUCUUCUAUCUGUGGAAAAUUAAAGGAAAAGGAUUGUGUUAUUGAAACAUCAGAGGUUAAUACCAGCAACACAACACUGGAUAACACCAAAAAGAGAAAAGAGGAAAAAAAAGGCCUCUGAGCAGAGUAAACGUAAGGGAAUUGAGCACCUUAAGCUCAGCCAAGCACUAUUACAAUGAUAAAAGUUGCGUGUUGGAAUAUUAGAGGGCUAAAUAAAGCCUUUAGACAAGAUGAAAUGAGGAAGUUUAUUGGUGUUAAUCAGCUUGAUUUUGUUAGCAUUUUGGAAACAAGGGUAAGACCAUUAAUAAAAGUUUCAUUAUGAGACAAGUGUUUAGGAACUGAAGCUAUGUGGACAACUAUAACUGCCAUACGUUGGGUAGGAUUUGGGUGGGGUGGAAUCCCAAUACCUUGAAUGCUAGUAAAAUUUUUGAGACAGAGCAGA
Ilex paraguariensis (yerba mate) is the source of this 920-nucleotide messenger RNA. The record is from the annotation of a GenBank genome assembly. Lineage: Eukaryota; Viridiplantae; Streptophyta; Magnoliopsida; Aquifoliales; Aquifoliaceae.